AUGGAUAUCGCGAUGCCAGCGGCUAUAUCCACUCUAGGGCUUCCCGCGGAGGAUAGCUAUUUCAUGCAACAUUAUAUACACAAUAUCGCAAGGAUUGCCCUCGCCAUAGACUAUACCGGGAACGGCUAUAGGUCGCUUCUCCCCAUGGCCCUCCGGGAACCCGCCGUCCUUAACGCGGCUCUUGCUGUAGCCGCCUCUCACCACAGCCGAUGGCAGCACACUACCGACGUCGUAUCCCGGAGAUACCUACGCGCCGCGUCUACAGCCCUCAGAGACCGGUUUUCGAAGCCGGAACAUAUACAUAGCGAAGUGACGCUAGCGACCAUGCUCCUGUUGUGGGCGGCCUCCCGGCUAUACGCGUCAUUUCGCGACGGUCAGAUUACAACUGAAGAACUCAACUCGAAGGCAAAUGAGCUUCAAGAGCAGAUACGAUCAACGGAAAUCAUUCUCGAGGCAAAUCCCCUGGUUAGCAUCUCCUGCCAGAGCGGUGCUGAGCCGUUCAGUACCAUUGGAAUGGGCCAAGAGGAGUUGAGGAGACGUAUGGUCGCGACGGCCGAGAUAUUUCGGCAUUCAUCUCACAUUUAUGUUUAUCGCAUCGUCAACGGACCCGAAGUCCCUCUCACCGAGGAAAUGGAGGCCAGUCUGGGGACAGCCCAGGAGCUACUUACGAUGGUUCCCGAUGCUCUUGGACCAGGCGCGAAUCUAGAAAUGGGCAGCGAAUACUUGAAGAGGUAUGGGUGCACCGAGAUUUAG
Messenger RNA from Parascedosporium putredinis, 753 nucleotides. The record is from the annotation of a GenBank genome assembly. Lineage: Eukaryota; Fungi; Ascomycota; Sordariomycetes; Microascales; Microascaceae.